Messenger RNA from Microbotryum saponariae, 1776 nucleotides. The record is from the annotation of a GenBank genome assembly. NCBI's taxonomy places the organism in Eukaryota, Fungi, Basidiomycota, Microbotryomycetes, Microbotryales, Microbotryaceae.
AUGAACAACUCAGCUGUUCGUGCUGCCACUGCAACGUCGAUGUCGAGCCUCUUCUCCGUCGCCGUGGCUCUGUUGGCGGUGUCGCAGUCCGCCUUCGUCGAUGCAAUGCGGAUCCCACCUCAGGCCCCAUCCUCCUCCCUGAUCGCGCGGGACUCCCCCAUCAAGCGUAGCCCCCGAGUGAUCCCUUGCAAUGGAACGAUGCGCAUCGACGAGAACACCAUCCAAUGCCCCGUUGGCCUUUACCCGUCGGCCGAUGGUACGUGCGAGUAGAGUUUUGCAGAUACUCCGACGACGUGGAGAACCUUAGUUCACGCGGGCAUCUUACUUCAAUCGACAGGUCGACGCUGUAUCGCUUGUCAAGAUCCCUAUGCCAUCACCUGCACUUCCUCUGGAGCGGUCACGUGCAAGAGUGGUAUUGCACCCAAGGAUGGUUUUUGUCUCAAUUCGUGGGACUGCAACGGGGCUCCGCCGCGCUACCUUGCACCGGACAGUCAGUCAUUUGGUCUGGGUCGCUUCCCAUAUUGCCUUUGUCUGAUCUUGGCUGUGAAUGCCCUUUUUCCCGAAGAUAUCUCGUGCUAUCCUUGCCCGGGUCAAAACGCAACAUCAUGCGAUCGCAACGGCGGCUCGACGGGCUGCUCGUAUGGCGUACCUGAGAAUGGUGCAUGCGUCGCGGUCAAGUGUCCCACCUCCUCAGUCAACACUGAUGGUAAGUCAGAACUGGACUGGAAUGCUAUCAAAGAGGUGCGAAGCUCUGGGGGACUCUGACGGGAGAUGAAUAUCUCGUUCUUUCCCACAGGCAACGGCUGCUGCCCUGACCCCUAUGCAAUCACGUGCAACUCUGGCGGCUCGCUCUCAUGCAAGUAUGGAACGCCUUCGGAUGGGAGGUGCCCCAAACCCGCAGAUUGCAGUGGAUCACCACCCAGGUAUCCCUCCAAAGACAGUGAGUCUGAUAAGGACUACGUCGAUGUAACUCGACGCUGAGUCUUGGGGUUUGGUAAUCUGUUAGGACUUUCGUGCCUGGACUGUCCGACCAACUCGACUUCGUGUGACGAUCAGGGACAAGCCACCGCGUGUAGUUACGGGGCUGUCAGUGGCGGUCAAUGUAAAGAAAUCAUGUGCCCGACAGGUCCGGUCAGCGUUCAUGGUGAGUGGUACUCAAGUUUAAGACAGCCGCCCCUAGAGUAGGAGAGAGAAGGGUUGACAUUGCUGCUGAGCCUCGCUUUACAGGGAGUUCAUGCUGCUCCAACUUCACCCUAACCUGCGAAGACGCCAAUAAUUCUCUUACCUGCGAUAAAGGCUAUAAAUUCAAUGGUACCAUGAACGGGACCAUUGCUUGUCAAGGUCCUUACUCGUCUCGCUAUGGUCGUAAGUCAUCCCGGCUGGGCCGUUGGCGUCCACACUCGACUUGGGCUAGCCCGGCGGCCCCUCUCUGCCCCACGGAACUUUCAGAAGCUGAUGAGAUCUACACGUAUGUCUAUAGGUGGAACCUUCAUGUACGGUGCCCGCCCGAGCCCUUUCAACUUCUGGCCUCACACCUCCGUCGAAACCUGCGCGAUCGAAGCGAGGCGGCGCAACACGACUUACAUGUGGACUGCUAACACUGGGCGAGGUCAAUGCCUCUUCAUCCCCAUCGACGGUUUUGCCGUUGAUGUCAAAAGCUGGACGAACAAGCGCUGGUACGAUUUCGGAAUCUUUGGGACCUGCGACGAGACGACGCGAGAUUGGUCGGUUGGAUCCGAACACGCCGGAGAGUGCGAGGACUUGCUGUUGAUUUAG